This is a messenger RNA of Myxocyprinus asiaticus (Chinese sucker), 1637 nucleotides long. Its product is annotated as lysophosphatidic acid receptor 1-like. Gene Ontology annotation, molecular function: lysophosphatidic acid receptor activity. The record is from RefSeq and is a predicted model, not a curated record. Gene Ontology annotation, biological process: G protein-coupled receptor signaling pathway. Gene Ontology annotation, cellular component: membrane. Lineage: Eukaryota; Metazoa; Chordata; Actinopteri; Cypriniformes; Catostomidae. The transcript is spliced from 5 exons. Bases 286 to 1353 code for a protein of 355 amino acids.
CAAGCAACGAUUUAUCAGGAAAAACUCCGCGAGCGUUUCCGGCCAACGUCAGAGUGCUAAAAACAACUCCGAGCUGCUGUUAUGAAGGAUUUCUUGCUCCGAAGAGACUGACAACGGUUUGUAAAACAACAAGGGACAUGCCUUGUAUGCAGUAACAUUUUCACAUUGUUGGAUAUGUGAAAAGCAUGAUUUCAAAUGGAGGCUGAUCACAUCAUCAGGAUUACAUCAAGAAAAAGUGGCGACAACUAAACAGCUCAUCUGAUUUUCAUUUAAACUACUCCAAUAAUGUUAUCUCAGACUUGCGAGGCUUAUGACCGAUCAGUUUUCUACUUCUACAACAAAACUGGGAAGCCCAUUACACCAGACUGGCGCACACAUGACUUUGUGGUGGUCGGACUUGGAAUUCCGAUAUGCCUCUUUAUUAUUCUUGCAAACAUACUGGUAAUAGCUGCCAUCAUCAUCAACCGGCUCUUCCACUUUCCCAUUUAUUACCUUCUUGGGAACAUGGCAGCUGCGGACCUUUUUGCGGGAAUCUCCUAUCUAUACCUUGUGUUCCAUACCGGGCCAUGGACUAUCAGUUUGACAGUGAAAGAGUGGUUUGUUCGUGGAGCUUUGAUUAAUAUGAGUCUCACUGCCUCUGUGGUCAACCUGUUGGCUGUGGCUGUGGAGCGUCAUCAGACCAUCUUUACCAUGCAGCUCCACAGCACCAUGACCAAGCGCCGUGUGGUGAUGCUGAUAGUUACCAUAUGGUUGGUGGCAAUUGUCAUGGGCCUGGUGCCCACCAUGGGCUGGAACUGUGUUUGUGACCUGUCCACCUGCUGCACUGUAGCUCCACUUUACUCACGCAGCUUCCUAAUAUUCUGGGCUCUUCUCAAUCUCCUUGUCUUCUUCAUUAUGGUGGCUGUGUACACCCACAUCUUCAUAUAUGUCCGCCGUAGGAGCCAACAAAUGUCCCCUCAUAUCGAUCAGCCCUCACAUAAUCAGACCGUCAUCAGCCUUAUGAAGACCAUGUCCAUAAUUUUGGGUGCAUUUGUGAUCUGUUGGACGCCAGGUCUGGUCAUUCUAUUACUGGAUGGUCUUAGUUGUACAGGCUGUCAAGUUCUUAAAUAUGAGAAGUACUGCCUGGUUCUGGCCGAGUGUAACUCUUUAGUGAACCCCAUCAUCUACUCGUUUCGGGACAAGGACAUGCGGACCACCUACAAACACAUUUUCUGCAUCCCUUGGAGAAGAAUGUGUCAGCAUGAGGGGCCUUCUGGCAUCCACUUUGAGCCUGUGAAAGCAGGGGUACCAUCUGAGAAAAACAGCAAUAACUCCACAAGCAAACUGAAUGACAACAUUCCAGGUUUUCCAUGACAUGUGGAAAUCCUGUACAAACCUAAUGAAGAUAAGUUCUGAAGAUCCAUUUCCAUCCUUCUCUACAACUGAAGCCAUGUUGGGCCUUACCUGAGAGACAGUGAUCCCGCACUUCUUGGCCAACUCUUCCUUGGCUUCUUCACUGGGAAAACAUAUGCAAGACACAUACCUGGCAUCGAGGAAGCGGGAGCGCAGGAUCAUGACAGCCUCACAGGUGCUCUGCUUGAGCUGCAUCUGGAUGGAGCUGAACUUGCGGUGGAUGAUAGCCACCAUGCGCUCAAUCU